GUGAAAUCAGAUACACUGUAACCAUUGACGUUUACCAUGGAUAAUCGAAAGAGGUUAAACAAAGAAGAUCGAAAAGAUAAUCGACAGUCUGGAAAACUGAAGACGUAUUUCCUGACAAUAAACAAACCAAAUGGUGGUCAACAAAAGGAGCACUUUCCUAAGGAGGCUGUGAAGAGACCAAAGGUCAAGCAUAGCGACCUGCAUGCAGCUGGCUGGUUCCUGACCCUACUUAGCCUGGUCGGUGUCGUUCGGCCCAAGGAUGGGAGAGCAGAUGAGGGUGGAAGUGGUGUGGGGGAGCCAGUAGGGGGCGCUCACUGUAAGGUGAAGGAUCUGCCUCAGUCUGGGCAGAAGUUUGACAACACAAAGAAAGUCAAGACCAAGAGGAUGAAGAGAGACCAAGUGGAGACAAUCACUGAGAGAGAUCGAGGUCCAAAGUCUAACUCUCUUUUAACUGCAGGUCCCUCAACAUCUACAGGAGUUCAACACGUACAAUCUGGUGGGAAUGUCCAGAGUCAGACCGCCAGGGCUCCUGACCUCCAUGCCGUCAAACUAGAUUCUUUCAACGCUAUAUUCAUCAGUUUUCUGGAAGAACUAACAGCGGAGCAAUUGAAGCUGUUAAGAGGCUGCAGUAUGGACCCUGUGAUGAAGACACUACUUGCAGAGAUGUUGUCGGAGAGUGCACAGUUUGUGUCCGAGGCCGUGCUGGAGGUCAUCAUGCCUGCAGUUGUUAAAACACACGGGCCUGUGCCUCCAGUAUCCACCAAGACAAGACGCAGCGAUGUUAAGGUCUGCAAGAUUGGCCAAAACAACUCCUCAACACCCUCAUUAAGCUCCUCUUCUAAUGGGUCUCAGACAGGGGUACCAAGGACUCUGGGAGACGGUGGGUUUAAAUCGUCUGAGCCUCUCCGUGACCUUUUUGGAAUCACUGAGGAGAUCCUCCUCAGUGACAUCAAGGAUCCCUUUAGAGUGCUGAUAAGCAAAUUCCUUCGAGUCCAAAGAGAAGUCCAGCUAGAUACCCAAACUCUAUUCCGGGUUAUUGUUGAAGACGUAUCCAAGAAAGUCAACUCCAUGAUCUCUGACGCCAUCCAAACACCAAGGUUUACUGGGCUGCAGGGCCCUGUCAUUUUUUCCAGUGGUGGUGUCUCCAACACCAAGGUCAUUGAGGAGAUGGUGUCUGGUGCCUCCGUAGCACUUCAGAUGUUCGUUAAUGGACAGAACAUAGGAGAGCAGAACAUUGUUUUCGAUGAUGUCGAGGCGGAUAUAUCAAAUUUAACAGGACAACUCAUGACAGCCCUUAGUGAAACCGCUUUGUCCUGCGGCGACAAAGAGAGGGAGAAGGCCUACUCGGAGAAAGCGGAUUUGCUAGAUGUUGUUUGGGACAAUAUAAAAGAAUUAGUAACUGGCAACAGUUGGGAGGGAAAGCUAAGAUAUGGACAGGCUCACCACAGUGGCCAUGGUGCAAAAUGGAACAUAAGCCUGUCAACACAGAGUAUGGACAGGUUACUCACUCAGGAGUUUCAGACCAAGGCCACUGAUACGAUCAGGAACGUUACUAGAAGAUUCUUCUAUUACUCGUCUUGUUGUUCUGUAGUUCCGUCAACUAUGUCAAUACAUUACAUGAGCGAGAUGGGAAACCUUUGGGAACGCAACUCUGCUAUAAUGGACCCUGAUGCCACCGAGUUGCUAAAUACUUUUGUUUCCAAGAUGACCAGUCUCACACAGUCCAUCAGAUCAUCCAGCUCUCCAGCAGAGAGAGAGCAGAUCCUCCUUGAAAACCAUCAGUGUAAGAUCUGGUCUUGCACUGUUGAUUGUUAUAACAGCAUGAAGAGCACACUGAAGCGGAUUUUUGUGUGUCCCAAAGAAGAGAUUUUGGGUACAUUUGUGGAACCCACCGCUGGUUCGUCAACACUGGUUGCAACAUUACGCCCCGGUCUCGCCUCCCAAAUGUUAACGCAAAACCAUGUCCUCUUUGACACUGCUAAAGAGAUUGUCAACCAGGUUCUGGCCUUAUCUAAUGGAGGGAGUAAUUCUGAAAUGUCUUUGGCGGCCAAUGGAUUUGUGGAUGCCAUCUUGGCUGACUUGAAUGGUUCCACUGAUUUGGAUGCGUCGGCAACUGUAGCCUCUGAAAUUGUCAAAACCAUGGCUAAAGAUGUUGAUAGCUUCACCCAGAUGAUUCAAGUGUCUGGCAGUGCUGUGUCAGCUAAAGACCAGAUUGGAACCUUCUCAACAACCCUGGGAGAUUUAGCUGCUCCACCGUCUCAAGUAUCAGGACAGAAGGCUGCUUACCUACAGCAGUUCUGCCACCUCCACUACUUCCUCAAAUGUUUAUCGUGA
Messenger RNA from Esox lucius (northern pike), 2334 nucleotides. RefSeq lists its product as uncharacterized. The transcript has 10 exons. The record is from RefSeq and is a predicted model, not a curated record. NCBI's taxonomy places the organism in Eukaryota, Metazoa, Chordata, Actinopteri, Esociformes, Esocidae. Bases 37 to 2334 code for a protein of 765 amino acids.